AUCACCAUUAGAAUUACGGACUUACUGACUUACAAAUUAAUCAUUUUGGAAUGAGGAUUUUUAUUUACUGAAGUUAGGAUUUAUGAUUGAAAAUUGUUUACUUUAAUAUGCUUUACAAGAAUUUCUGUCAAAUAAAUAGUGAUAAAUAAUUUCAAGGAUAAAAAUUCUAUUAAGUCAAAUGAAUAGACAAAGGUGAAUUGAAUAGACAACGGCAAAUCUCAUGUUUUUAAUUUUGCCUUUAAGAUUUGUUUUUUUUCUCAACACUUGUGUGCUUAUACGAGAUGGAGAUAAUAAGAAUUUUUAUUUCAAAUUAGGAUUCAGGAAAUAAAAAGGUUAGAAUGAAUUUAGAAGAAGUUGAAAACGGACGUGAUGAAGUGGAAGACAUUGAAACAGAAAGAGUGAAAAUGAAGAAAACAGGUUGUUCAGUCAGUGUAUAUGAUGGCAGAAAAUGGCCAGUGAUCCACUGUGGUGAUGUGAUUGUCUCCCCUGAAGAAAAAGUUUCUGAUGUGAAGACCAGUAUAGUCUCGGGGAAUAUUUCAAAAGAUAAAAGGAAGAAAAGUUCAAAAUAUGCUCUAGCUGUAGCCUCUAGUUUUGGACAUGUUCAUGCUUUUCUACAAGAUGAAGACUUUGUUAUAGACAAGAUAGAUAGUACGACAGCUGAAGAGAAAUGUUUGAUGCUGAUUAAAAAACCAAAAUCUUCAUCAAAGAAGAUGUUUAAAUCACAAAGUUGGGCCAAUUUGAGUCUGUCUGACUCCCAUCUGUACAACCAACCGAACUACAACACAGAAGGAAGAAAACAUAAAUAUAGGAUGAGGAGAAAGCCUUCAGAUCUACAGACUGUACCAUCAGAGAGUAUGAUGAACUUAACUGAUUAUGGAUUACGUGUAGACUCUUAUAUUCCACAACAGAGAGACAUAAAAAAUCGUGAUUCUAGAAGUGGACAUAACAGAUUUUCUGGAGUAGCCUCCCCUCAGUCGUGUCAUAGUGAUGACGUAACAUAUAGAAAAGGAAAGUCAUGUCAUAGCGAUGACUUAACAUAUAGAAAUGGAAAUAUGAACGGAAAUACAGAAAUAAACAAUAACAAGUUGGCCAGUCAGACAGGAAGUCGAAUGUAUAGUAGUCACAUGGAUAUUUAUAAAACGGCUCCGAAAUUGUCUUACAUCAAAGAAAAAACAGAAAAUUGUGUUAUACGUAGUGAUGAAAUGUAUACAGAUACCUCUUCUAAAAAUGGGUCCGUAUAUUCAAAUGAUCAAGAUUCUGUAUCACGGGCACAUAGUGUCGGUGACUUGUCAACAGGUUUGACCUUUUCUGUGGUAGGUCAGCGGAAAGCUGACAGUGUGCAUUCCUUAGCAAUUUCACAAAACUCAACAUUUAAACCAGUGACAGAAGACAAUGGAAAAGUAAAAAAAUCAGAAGGAAAGGUUUACACACACAGUGAUGCAAAACGGAAAGAAAGUGCCAGGAGAUGCAUUGAAAAUAAAAAAGAUUUACAGAAUACCCUACGUGAUUUAUUAUCUAACAUUUCUGAAAAGGAAAAACAGGCUUCCAGAGUUCAGAAUACAAGUAAUGAAAAAAGGGACAGUAGUACACCUGUUAAACCAAAGAGGGCAUUACCUUCUGUGCCUCAGGGUCAAGCUAAUGACCGCAAAAAACAUUAUACUGAAAUAGUCAAAAUGAGAAUGUCUCAACACAGUAGAUCAGGAGGUCAAAGUUCAUCAAGUGGAACUAGUUCUAGUGUACGAACAGUUCAGGACACUCCAUUAGACAAAGAGGUGUCAGACUUACUAGGUUCUGAAAGAGAAAGUUGUCCAGGAAUGUUAGAAAAUUCUAAAUAUUCGGAAAAAAAUGGCAAUACUUCAUCGCAUUUAAAUACCACCUCUCAUCAAGAUACUCUAAAUGUUUCUAUACCGUCAAGUUUAAGGUCAUGUGACUCAGGUCAAGCAACAAUUACCUCUCUGAGUAGUACCGUUGAUUCUGGUUACUUGACGAACGAUGCAGAUAAUGAUAUGUACUCAUCUGUUUCUUACACAAAGAGCCUGCAAAGGUCAGCGCAAAAUUUUUAUUCAAAGAAGGCCCCUGUUGUUCAUUCCCAAAGCUUACACAAUGAAACUGCCGCUUAUAAAAAGCAUCAUGGUUUACAAAAAGAGAGUGCAAUAGAGAAAGGACCAUUUGUUAAGGAAUCUAAACCUGUCAAUAUUGUUUGCAGUGUUGAAGGUCAAAGAACUGGUACCUUUCCAAGGUCAAGUCAGUCGAAGGAUUUAAAUACAAGUGACAUUACUCAGGAAAAUCAAAAAUUCAAACCUCAAAUCUGUGAUAAACUGGUUAAAUACUCAUCAAUGAAACAUUUGCCAACAAAUGACCUUUCAAUUGAAAGUCAGUGGUCACAAAAAAACAAUGUAACUGUAGGAAGUUCACAAAUUCAAAAUUAUAUGCCUGAAACUAAACAAGUGAUCAGAGUUCAGAGUGAAAUUCCUUUAAAAGAUGGUAAAACACUAAAUACUGAAACAUUGUCUCCUCCGUUUGAAGGUGAAGGUCAUGUUCCUGUGAUAGAAUCUCAUUAUAAUACACUGCCUGGCAACUGGAAAUUUCAGAAUAACCAAAAUAGUGAUUGUGGAUUUAACAAAUGUAAUCCAAGUUUAUACCAGCUCUCUCAAAGUUACCGCUUUAUACCAGUAAUUUUGACGAUUGGACUUGAAUAUAAUCUUUUAGAUCAUAUACAUUUAUGUGAAAGUUGUGUUGAAUUACAAAAUGUCAAAAAGACCCAAAAAAGGGAAUCUACUGCCAUGUCCCCGCCGCAGGGGAAGUAUGCUCGCCUUGGAGGUCCAGGAAGUGCAUUUAAACCAGUAAAAACAUUGAGUGCUGAUACAGCAAUAUAUUCUGUUAUUUCUGUUCAGGAAUUAUCAACUGUGUUCCAAAAUAAAGCUUUACUAAAAGGGGAUAUAUUGAUAGAGGUCAAUCAAAAGAUAGUACUUGGAGAGCCACUGAAUUCAGUAAGAGAUUUGAUAUCAAGUGCCUCAGGAGAACUGCUGUUGACUGUAGCUAGAACUCCAGAUCUUACUGCAAUAUCUACUCAAACAACCAAUGAAACAGCAGUACAGAAUGUACCAUCAACCAAUGAACACUCAGCAAUUAACCAUGUUCCUGUACAAAAUGGCAGUCAACCACCUAAAAAUCUUAUGGAUUCACAAGUAGAACAUUUAAAGAGACAAGUUGCCAAGUUAAAUGUAGAGCUGAAACGAAAAAACAAAGCCAUUCGUGAACUGAACUGUUUGUUGCCAUGGACACCAAAUGAUAACCAAUCAGAAAUAAAUGGAAACAAUGAUAUAACACUUAAUGGACUCAGUGAAGAUGAAUUUAUUGUUUAAAGCAUUAUUUUUAAUUGGACACCAAACAUCAAAUGAGACCUAAAACUUGAUGGAUAUUUUUAAGCUGAAUUUCUUGUUAAAAGCUUUAAAAUUUCAAAGAUUGGCUUCCCUUUUAUGGACACCAAAUCAAACAAAAAUCAGAAAUUAGCUGAGAAAAGAUAUUAUUGUUAACUACUACAUGACUAAAAUGAAGAUCUGUUUUUUGUUGAAAUGACAUUGUACAGUACUGCAGGUUUCUUGUCAGCAUAAAUGGUGUAGGAUUUCUAAUAUUUUGUAUUUUCCAUGGCAAAGCGAAAUUGUACUUUCCCCAUAGCUAAAUGAUCAGUUACUUUGAAAUACAUAUUGUUUAAAAACAGUGGAGACAAAACUUACUUUCACAGGGUAUAUUUUUAUGCUUGCAACAAAGGGGGAAUAACUCUAUCUUUUUUAUUAAAUGUAACCAAAGAUUGACGAAUUCCAGAUUACCAUGCUUUUCAGCACAAAUUUUGUUUGUUGCUGUCUUUAAGUAAAGAUGAAAGGUUGUGAAAAGGAUAACUUAUAAAAAUGAAAUAAGUAACAUUGAAAGUCAAUGAUAAUUUAUGAGUAUCUAUCACUGACUUGUGCUUUUUUUGUACAAAAUUGAUAUUAAGAGUUACCUCCCAUAUACUGUUUACACUAUUCAAUUUAAAAACAGUGAAAGUUUUUUUUUAUUUAAAGAUAUAUUUCAUCACUGAUAAAGUUGAAAUUUAUUUUCAAUUACUAAAAGAGAAAUAAAAUUAACUUUUUACGAUAUUCAUUAAUAAGAAUACAGGUAAAUGAAAUUGAGUUGUAUAUAUAUCCCUUUUGUAACAAGUUGAUUCUUGAUAAAAAUUGUGUUUUAAGAUUUUUUCCUCAACAACAACUAAUUUAAUCAAUGGAAAAUCAAGUCAAUUCAAUCCAUGAUACGGGGAUACAAUAGUGUUUUAAUAAUUUAUCCAACUGAGAAAAAAACAACAGGUGAUAAAGGCUUAGGCGUAUUCAUAGAAAAUAAAUUGUAAUCUUGAACACAGUGAUUGCAAGUACAAAAUUCUAGAUGAAAAUAUUUUUAUAAUAAAGGUUCUACAUCAAACCCUACUUGAAAUGAAAGAAGGGAAAUUGUUCAAUGAUUUUAUAUGAUUUUGUUUUCUUAGAAAUUUCUAGUCUUCUUAAACAAUUUUUUUAUCUUCCUAUUGUUAAGUUUUAAAAAUUCAAAACAGCAUUGUUUUUACACUACAGUAAAUCGGCUAAAAUGAUGAACAGGGGGUUAGAAAAAGGAUGUGUUUUGUCAAAGAUGAGCAUUUUUACCUCCCUCACAGUUGACAGGUCCUAAGAGGGGUGUUAAAUUUUUUUUUUAAAGUUUUUUAAUCUCCAUCCUAUAACUGGUGCAUAUGCUGGUAUGAUUAUAAGUGAAACAGAAAGGGUAUAUGACAAGUUUUGUUGUAUCAUAUGACACUUUCUAAAUAAAUUGUCAUUGCAUAACUAUGCAUACAUAAACUGUGAAAUCAAAAAUAUGUGGAGAGAAAGGGAGAUGAUGAAGUAACAGAGAAUAUUUAUUAUUAUUAUUAUUAUAUGUUUACAUAUAAAACUUCCAGAAUAAAUAUAUAAAUAUCUAGAA
Messenger RNA from Mytilus californianus (California mussel), 4977 nucleotides. RefSeq lists its product as uncharacterized. Bases 339 to 3365 code for a protein of 1008 amino acids. NCBI's taxonomy places the organism in Eukaryota, Metazoa, Mollusca, Bivalvia, Mytilida, Mytilidae. The transcript has 8 exons. Gene Ontology annotation, molecular function: protein binding. The record is from RefSeq and is a predicted model, not a curated record.